Molecule: messenger RNA, 3854 nt
Organism: Mus musculus (house mouse)
Lineage: Eukaryota; Metazoa; Chordata; Mammalia; Rodentia; Muridae
Gene: Brat1
Product: BRCA1-associated ATM activator 1
Exons: 13
Coding region: 621-2414 (597 amino acids)
Biological process (GO): integrator complex assembly; protein localization to nucleus; DNA damage response
Cellular component (GO): cytosol; cytoplasm; nucleoplasm
Molecular function (GO): ribonuclease inhibitor activity
Source: RefSeq, a predicted model, not a curated record
CCGCCUGGGGACGCUCCGCCCACUGCCUGCGUGGGCACGUACCAUAGAACGCCCUGGCGGGGACGUGAUAAUUCCGAGAGAUUGAUACAGUGUGAAAAUGCCAAACUGCACACAGCUGGAGCGCGUUUACAGGGUUUGAACCUUAGGGGUGAUCGGAACGGCAGGGUCAUCACUGGUCUCCAAGCGCGUCAACCCCGCUCUUUACACCCCUCCCCAUGUCCGUCACGUGGUACAGACUUAGGGCGGGGCCUGUGGAGACGGAAACCCGAGCAACACUGAGGGGCGGAGCCUAUAGCAACGUGGAGAGGAACUUCCGUCAGGGGCGGUGUCUGAGGGGUGGGGCCUCGUUGAAGGCGGAGUGAGACUUGAAGCUGGCGAGGUGGAGCCAAUUCCCGCGGCGGGGCGGGGCCUGUGCUGUUGGGCCAGGCUCGCGUUGCGUGAAGCGAACUCUGAGAUGGGGCAGGACCUGGGGAGGGCGGGGCCUCGGCCAGCGUAAAGCGGAAUUUGCGGAGGGGAAGGCGGGGCCUGCCUUAGACACCGGAACCUCAGCGGGCGAGGCGCACGCAGGCCGGGGUGGAGAUCCUGGUAAGGCGGAGUUCGAGCUUCGGCCAGGCAGUCUAAUGGUGCAUUUUGCACUCUCGGGCCUAAUUCCCGUAGCGGAGGGAUGCGGGGGCGGGAUUAGAACCCCUAGGCUAACUCGCAGUCGCCGAGAGCGCACCUCUUACCCGGAUUUGGGAGGAACUGCCUGCCUGAUCAUGGACCCAGAAUGCUCCAGGCUCCUCCCGGCUCUCUGUGCUGUUUUGGCAGAUCCCAGACAGCUGGUGGCAGAUGACACCUGCUUGGAGAAACUGCUGGACUGGUUUAAAACAGUGACAGAGGCAGAGUCUAGCCUCCAACUACUACAGGACCAUCCCUGCUUAAUGGAGCUCCUGUCCCAUGUGCUGAAGCCACAGGACGUGAGCCCUAGGGUCCUCUCCUUUGCUCUGCGCCUUGUUGGGGUCUUCGCAGCCCAGGAAGACUGUUUUGAGUACCUUCAGCAGGGAGAGUUGUUGCUGGGGCUCUUUGGGGAGUCAGGUGCCCCCGGCUGGGCAGCCUGGAGCAUCCCAAGUGUGCGCAGCGGCUGGAUCCAGGGUCUGUGCUACCUGGCACACCACCCUAGCGCCCUGCACUUCCUGGCUGACAGUGGUGCUGUGGACACGCUCUUCUCCUUGCAGGGAGACCCCAGCCUGUUCGUCGCCUCAGCAGCCAGCCAGCUCCUAGUACAUAUCCUGGCUCUGUCCAUGCAAGGUGGAGCCCCAGGGUCCCCCGUCCCUGAAGCUGCUGCUUGGCCUAUGUGUGCCCAGAAGAUUGUGAACCAUGUGGAUGAGUCCCUGCAUGCCAAAGCCACCCCCCAGGUCACACAGGCCUUGAAUGUCCUGACUACGACCUUCGGGCGCUGCCAUAACCCCUGGACAGGGGUCCUCUGGGAGCGGCUAAGUCCCCCUGUUGCCCGCCUGUUUGAGAGAGACCCCAUUCCAGCCGUGCACGCGCUCAUGGACCUUCUUCUUAGUGUGGCCAGGUCAGGGGGCUGCGGGGACUCGGGGUCGCCUGUGUUGAAUUUUGCAGCCUGUGGCCUGUGGGAGAUGCUGGCCCAGACUCUGAGCCGCCUGAGCCCCAUACAAGCUGGGCCUCUAGCCCUGGGGACCCUGAAACUUCAGCACUGUCCCCAGGAAUUGAGGACCCAGGCCUUUGGAGUCCUCCUACAGCCACUGGCCUGUAUCCUGAAAGCUACCACUCAGGCCCCUGGACCUCCAGGCUUGCUGGAUGGGACUGUGGGUAGCUUGCUGACUGUGGAUAUACUCUUGGCUUCAAAGUCAGCCUGUGUGGGACUCCUUUGCCAGACUCUGGCUCACCUGGAGGAGCUGCAGAUGCUGCCCCAGUGCCCCUCACCCUGGCCACAGGUGCAUCUGCUGCAAGCUGCUUUGACUAUAUUGCAUCUCUGUGAUGGCUCAGCGGACCCCAGCUCCAGUGCAGGAGGCCGUCUCUGUGGGACUCUGGGUGGCUGUGUUCGUGUCCAGCGAGCAGCCCUUGACUUCUUGGGGACCCUGUCUCAGGGGACAAGCCCCCUGGAGUUGGUUCUGGAGGUAUUUGCUGUUCUCCUGAAGACCCUGGAGAGCCCAGAGUCCAGCCCCAUGGUCCUAAAGAAGGCCUUCCAGGCCACACUCAGAUGGCUCCAGAACCCACACAAGACCCCCAGCAGCUCUGAUCUCAGCUCCGACGCCCUGCUGUUUCUCGGAGAGCUGUUCCCCAUACUACAGAAGCGCCUAUGCAGCCCAUGUUGGGAGGUGAGGGACUCUGCCCUGGAGUUCCUGACGCAUCUGAUCCGACACUGGGGAGGGCCUACUCAUGGACCUUAUGCAUAUCCUGUCCACUGACUCAGAGGGCUUCCCUCGAAGGGCUGUGUUACGGGUCUUCACGGACUGGCUGAGGGAUGGCCAUGCUGACGUGGUUCGAGACACGGAGUGGUUCGUGGCCACUGUUCUCCAGGCAGUGAGCCGGGAUCUGGACUGGGAGGUCCGAGUGCAGGGUUUGGAGCUGGCACGGGUGUUCCUCACCCAGGCACUGGGCCAGCCCAGCCUCCACUGUCCCUAUACAGUGGGCCUGCCCAGGGCCUCCUCUCCCCGCCCACACCCGGAAUUCUUGCAGACUCUCUGCCGUCUGCCGCUCUUUGAGUUUGCCUUUUGUGCCUUGCUUGACUGUGACCGACCGGUGGCCCAAAAGGCCUGUGACCUGCUCCUCUUCUUGAGGGACAAGACAGUUCCCUGCAGUAGCCCUCGGGAGGCAGGGGACAGCCCCAACUCAGCCUCAGUGGAGGCUGCCCUGCAGAGGUGGCGGGAAGGAGAGCAGGCCCAGCCCCUAGGGGACCUGGAUCCUGAGGCCAUGCUAGCCAUCCUCAGGGCCUUAGACCUGGAGGGCCUGCAGGGCAGGCUGGCCAAGAGCAGCGACCAUGUGGAGAAGAGCCCACAGUCCCUGCUGCAGGACAUGCUGGCCACGGUGGGUGUGUUGGAGGAGAACGAAGCUGACUGCUACUAAGGCGUGUCCACGUCCUGUCCCUGUUUCCAUCCUGUGCCAGCAGGAGGACCCCAGCCCAGGUCAGCAGCUCAAGAGACCCUGCAGGGGGUGGAUCACAUGUUUUAAGCCGGGUACGAUAACACACCUAUGAUCACAGCGUUUAAAAGACCAAGGGAGGAGAAUGUAGAGUUCCCGGCCAGCCUGGACUAGAUAGCAACCCUGUCUCAAGAAAACCCAAGAAAUCAAAUCAAAACAAAAUCUCCACCCUUUGUGUGCUGUGCAUGCAGACCGGAGGCCAGCCUCCAGUGUUCUUCCUCAGGUGCUGUCCACCUUGGUUUUUGAGAAAAGGUCUCUCACUAGGACUUGGUACUCCCUGAUGAGGCUUGCCAGUGAGCUCCAGGGAUCCCGCCACCACCUCCUCAGCACCGGGAUCAUAAUACUGUAUCCCUGUGCCUGGGUCUACAUACAUGGGUGCUGGGAUUUGAACUCAGGUCCUCAUGCUUGCACGGCAAGCACUUUACCCACUGAACCAUCUCCCCAGGUCCCACAGAAUCCUACUUUCCACGUGUUAUUAAAGAGGUGGCUUGUUUUCUGCUCAGAACAGGUAGUACUGAUGUCUAUAACCUUCAAUUGUGUAUGUGGAUUAACAAAGCCCCACUGUGAUCUGCAUAUGGCCUUCAGCUCUCUGCUCCGUCACCCAACGUUUGAAAGUCCCAUAAUCUUUAAAGAAUUCAGAUACAUUAAAAGUUCAAAGUCACAACUGUGGGUCCUGUAAAAUAAAAUAAAAAAAAAUUUUUUUUAAA